CUAAAACCCUUUCUUCUUCCUAAUCGUGGUCAUUAAAUCCUCAAUAAACCAGAAAAUCAAUGCCUUAAUAAAUUCAUUAAUAUCACCAAUCAAAUUAAUUAAUACUAAACUCUCAAUUCCUGCAUGACUUUCCUACCCAUCAUCUCAUAUCUCUCACGUUCUCUCUCAAAUCUCAAUCUUCUUUUCUUAAUUCUUCUUUAUAAUUAUAACAAUUUCCAUGGAAAAACUUUCUAAUUCUUCAUCAAUGGAUUCCAAUAAAAACCCUUCUUAUUUUUAUUUUUCUUUCAAAUAUAUUUCCCUUUUUCUUUUUCUCAUUGCAGGAAUUUUCUCUCUUUCAUUCCUCUCUUCAUUCCCUCCUAAAUUCACCCUCUCUUCCCAAUCCCUUCAAUGCCCUCCUCUCCCUUCCAUCAACAAGACAGAGUUGAUGGGACCCACACCAAAAGAUGAACUUCUAGAAGCACUAGAAAAAACAUCAAUGAAAAAUAAAACAAUAAUAAUAGCAGUUGUAAAUAAGGCAUAUGUUGAGGGUGAAAUAGGAUCAAAUAUGCUUGAUAUAUUCUUAGAAGGAUUUUGGAGAGGGGAUGAUACAAGAGAGCUUGUGAACCAUCUGAUGAUUGUUGCUGUUGAUCAGACGGCGUAUGAACGAUGUUUAUUUCGUGGACUUCAUUGUUAUCGUCUAGUAACGGACGGUGUAGAUUUUAUGGGGGAGAAAAUAUUUAUGUCCGAUGAAUUUAUCAAAAUGAUGUGGAGAAGAACUCUGUUUCUUCUUGAUAUUCUUAAGAGAGGAUAUAAUUUCAUCUUUACGGAUACAGAUGUUGUAUGGCUAAGAAAUCCCUUUAAAGUACUGAAUACAAACAAAACUCGACAAUUUGACAUUCAAUUUAGUAUUGACAAUUUCAAUGGCAAUUCAACUUCUCCUCGAAAUCCAAUCAACACAGGAUUUUACUAUGUAAAAUCCAACAACAAAACCAUCUCUUUGUUUGAAAAAUGGUACAGUAUGAAGGACAAUUCGACGGGUUUAAAAGAACAAGACGUCCUACAAAAUUUGACAUGGCAAGGGGUUCUUACCGAAUAUGGUCUUCGAGUACGGUUCUUGGAUACCCGAUUUUUUAGCGGAUUUUGUCAAGUUAGUCGUGAUGUUCGGGUUGUUGUCACAGUCCAUGCUAAUUGUUGUCGGUAUAUUAGUGCAAAAGUGCCCGAUUUGAAACAAGUUUUGCAUGAUUGGGCUCAGGUUAAGAAUGCUCCACCAAAUAUAACCCAACAUUUCAAUUGGACCCCUCAUACGGAGUGCAUCAAAUCUUGGAAUAAAAGAAAGUAAAAUUUGAAUCAA
Amaranthus tricolor (Joseph's coat) is the source of this 1330-nucleotide messenger RNA. RefSeq lists its product as uncharacterized. The transcript is spliced from 3 exons. The coding region runs from base 218 to 1318 and encodes 366 amino acids. The record is from RefSeq and is a predicted model, not a curated record. NCBI's taxonomy places the organism in Eukaryota, Viridiplantae, Streptophyta, Magnoliopsida, Caryophyllales, Amaranthaceae.